Molecule: messenger RNA, 999 nt
Organism: Babesia microti strain RI
Lineage: Eukaryota; Apicomplexa; Aconoidasida; Piroplasmida; Babesiidae
Product: WD repeat-containing protein 82
Exons: 8
Coding region: 1-999 (332 amino acids)
Cellular component (GO): Set1C/COMPASS complex
Molecular function (GO): chromatin binding; protein binding
Source: RefSeq, a predicted model, not a curated record
AUGGCUAAUUUGAACGCUUUCGCAAGGACUACACUUGAUCCUGAAGUUUUGCAGAGCAUGAGGGUAACCCGGGUCUUCAAGGGCCGUUUCAGCUCGGUGAAUGGAAUGGAUUGGGACAAAGGCGGUGACACCUUAGUCGUCUCGUCCAAUGAUGAAUCCAUACAGAUUCUUCCCCUGGCUAAAUCAGAUGUAUCUAAGAUACUACACAGCAAGAAGUAUGGCGUGGAAAUGGUCAAGUUUUGCCAUCAGGGAGCUAAGCAGGUGCUUUGCUCAUCACGCACCACAACUUGUUAUAAGGGUAAUCAUGCUGUGAGGCUUUGGGAUUUGGUAGAAAACAAGUAUAUUCGCAAUUUUGCCACUCCAGCCCCACUAGUUAGGUUGACGGGGAUAUCAGUCCAUCCAUUCCGUAACCUAAUGCUUACAACUUGCCAGGAUCAUGUGGCUCGUUUUUUUUCCUUGGAUUCUGAGACGCCACUGGCAAGCUUCAAAUCUGAGUGUGGUGAAGGGCAUCCCAUCGCCGGAUUUGAUAAGGACGAUCUUAUAUUCGCCGUAUAUAACGGUAACGGUGGUAUCAGGUUGUAUGAUCUGAACAAAUUCACGGAACCAUUCAACACUCUAAAUAUAAAAUCACUGCUGGAGGCCAAUGAACACCCGCUGAACCUGACCUUCUGCCCUACAGGCAAGAAGAUCGUAUGCAGCACCAACAACCACCGCAUCCUAGUCAUUGAUUCAUUCUACGGCCAUGAGAUAUUUACUUGCAACUAUGGAGAUAGAAAUUCCAAAUCUUUAUGUAUCCCAAUUAUUACUCCCGACGGAAAAUACAUCUUCUGUGGCGGCCUUGAUUCCAAGAUCCACUGUUGGAAUGAGCAAGGAGAAAAGGUUAUUGAAUUGUCUGGGCAUGAGGGUCCCCCAUCUGUUCUAGCAUUCAACCCCAAAAGGGCCAUUCUUUCUUCAGGCUGUGUCAAUGUGGCCUUGUGGCAGCCAGAUAUAACAUUGUGA